AUGAAUACAUAUAUGAGAAUUUUCAUUGAACAACGCGAUGGCAGUCUCAACAACGAAGAAGCCCUACUUCGGGUUAACAGGGGGAUGGCUUACCUUCUGGAUUACGGUAUCGUGAUUUCUGGCGAUGUUCUGUGCAUUCAAUUGACCCAUGUCUUGCUUCAGGUGGCAUGCGCGACUGAUAUGUCCCUAUUUGGCUACGACCAAGGAGUGUUCAGUGGCGUCGUGAUCACCCAGGAUUUCCUCGAAAUCCACGACCUAGUCGGACCCACGAAAACGACCACUCUAUCUACGGUGACUGCGAUAUAUGAUGUUGGCUGUUUCUUUGGGGCUAUCGUUGCCUUCACCAUCGGCGAACGUCUAGGUCGAAAGAAAGCUAUCCUGCUGGGAACUACGAUCAUGGCGCUGGGGGCAAUUCUCCAGGCGAGUUCCUUUAGUUUGGCUCAGAUGUUUGUGGGUCGUAUCAUCUUAGGUCUGGGAAAUGGCAUCAAUACUGCUACAGCCCCAAUUUGGCAGACCGAAACAUCCCAAACGAAAUGGCGUGGAAAAUUGGUCAUCCUGGGGAUGAUGAUGAACAUCGCCGGCUUCUGUCUCGUCAACUGGAUCAACUACGGGUUAUCAUUUGCAGGUGGUUCCGUGGCCUGGCGAUUCCCACUCGCAUUCCAAUUCAUGUUCCUGUUCAUUCUCUGGGGUACAACGCCCUGGUUACCAGAGUCCCCUCGGUGGCUCCUCGCCCACGGCAAAGAAGAAGAAGCAAUGGAAGUCCUUAGCUGUCUCGAAGCAAAACCAAUCGACGACCCGAUAGUCGUAACCCAACGCAACGAAAUCGCAUUCAGCAUCCAAUACGAGCGCCAGAAUGCCGUGCGCUGGCGCGAUCUCCUGAAGAAAGACAAGAAAAAUGACACCAAGACACUGCGCAGAAUCUGUCUCGGCGUGGGAUCGCAGUUCAUGCAGCAGUUUGGCGGUAUCAAUAUCAUGUCGUAUUACAUGCCCACCGUGCUGACCAAGUCGGUGGGGUUGGAGGAGAAGAUGGCUCGUCUGCUGUCUGCUUGUAAUGCAGUCUCGUACCUGGUUUUCUCGGGUAUGGCAGUCUUGCUGAUUGAGCGUAUGGGCCGACGUGGUUUGAUGCUUCUCUCGACAUUUGCGCAGUUCCUCUGCUUCCUGAUUAUCACCGUGUUGCUCAGCUAUUCCGAGACUAGUCCCGAUGGCGCGGGCACGGUAUAUGGCGAGGCUUCGAUUGCAUUUUUCUUCCUUUAUUACGGGGCUUUCGGAAUUGGCAUGCUGGGUGUGCCAUGGUUGUAUCCCACGGAGAUUAACUCUCUGCCUAUGCGGACAAAGGGUGCUGCGGCUGCGACUGCGACUGACUGGAUUACGAACUUCAUCGUCGUGGAGAUCACGCCGAUCGGAAUCCAGAGCAUUGGGUGGAAAUUUUGGAUUGUAUGGACGGUGACCAAUGCGGUUUUCCUCCCUGUUCUUUAUUUCUUCUAUCCGGAGACUGCAAAUCGGAGUCUCGAAGAUCUCGAUGCUUAUUAUCGCACCAACCCAUCGUUGAUCGUCGUCAGAGACCCAGAUGCGAUCUGUCGGAAGCGACCACAGAAAUAUGUGGAGCGGGAAGAUGAAGAGUUUGAGAAAACAGCUGUCAGUAAGGGUAUACCUGUCGAGGCAGACCAUAUUGAAGGGACCGAGGGAGAGAAGAAGUGA
Molecule: messenger RNA, 1698 nt
Organism: Penicillium bovifimosum
Lineage: Eukaryota; Fungi; Ascomycota; Eurotiomycetes; Eurotiales; Aspergillaceae
Product: sugar porter family MFS transporter
Exons: 8
Coding region: 1-1698 (565 amino acids)
Biological process (GO): transmembrane transport; carbohydrate transport
Cellular component (GO): membrane
Molecular function (GO): carbohydrate:proton symporter activity
Source: RefSeq, a predicted model, not a curated record